AUGGGGUUGAUGGGGAGUGGAAAGUUUGGAAGGUGUGAUUUUGUUGGGGUUGUUGUGUUGGUGGUCUUGGUGGGGUCAGUGAGUGGGAUUGGUGUGAAUUGGGGGACACGGUCAACACACCCUUUGUCUCCUUCGAAGGUGGUGAAGAUGCUGAAGGACAAUGGCAUUCAGAAGGUGAAGCUUUUUGAUGCUGAUCCUGGCAUCUUGGAUGCUCUCAAGAAGUCUGGGAUACAGGUCAUGGUGGGAAUUCCCAAUGACAUGCUUUAUACCCUUGCUAACAGUGUUGAAGCAGCUGAAAAAUGGGUUUCCAAGAAUGUUUCCAAACAUGUAUCUUCUGGAGGAGUGGAUAUCAGGUAUGUUGCAGUGGGGAAUGAACCAUUCUUGUCAACAUACAAUGGCAGCUACGAAACCACGACGCUUCCAGCACUCCAAAACAUUCAGGCAGCUCUCACAAAGUCCGGUUUGAGCAACCGUGUCAAGGUCACAGUCCCCCUAAACGCUGACGUGUACCAAAGCUCUUCAGAAAAGCCAUCAGAUGGCGGUUUCAGACCGGAUAUCAACCCUGUUAUGCUACAGAUUGUCAAGUUCUUGAAUGACAAUGGCGCACCCUUCACAGUGAACAUCUACCCUUUCAUCAGCCUCUACUCGGACCCCAAUUUCCCUGUUGACUAUGCAUUCUUUAACGGCUACCAGCCCGCCAUAAAUGACAAUGGAAGAACCUAUGACAAUGUGUUUGAUGCUAACCAUGACACUCUAGUGUGGGCACUGCAGAAGAAUGGCUUUGGAAACUUGCCCAUAAUUGUGGGGGAAAUCGGGUGGCCUACAGAUGGAGACAGAAAUGCAAACCUUCAAUAUGCACAACGUUUCAACCAAGGUUUCAUGUCAAAAUACAUGUCUGGAAAAGGGACCCCAAUGAGGCCUAGUCCUGUAGAUGCUUAUUUGUUUAGUCUCAUAGAUGAAGAUGCCAAAAGCAUUCAGCCAGGGAAUUUUGAGCGUCACUGGGGGAUGUUUUACUUGGAUGGACAACCAAAAUACCAACUUAAUCUUGGGUCAACACGAGGCAAUGGGUUAGUAGGUGCCAAUGGGGUUGAUCACUUGGCUAAAAAGUGGUGUGUUUUGAAACCUUCCGCAAACCUUAAUGAUGACCAAGUGGCACCUAGUGUGGCCUAUGCUUGUCAAAAUGCUGAUUGCACCAGUCUUGGGUAUGGAACUUCAUGUGGCAAUUUAGAUGUGCAUGGUAACAUAUCUUAUGCGUUUAAUAGCUACUACCAGGUAAAUGACCAGAUGGACAGUGCCUGCAAAUUCCCUGGCCUUUCUAUGAUCACUGACAAGGAUCCAUCUGUGGGAGAUUGCAAGUUCAGAAUCAUGAUCCAGACAGAUUCUGCAGGGCUACAUGGAAAAGUUGGAUCUCUAACUACAGUGCUGUUAUCUUUUGUACUUUUGCUAUAUUGUAAUCUUUGGUUUUGA
This is a messenger RNA of Sphenostylis stenocarpa, 1467 nucleotides long. The record is from the annotation of a GenBank genome assembly. Lineage: Eukaryota; Viridiplantae; Streptophyta; Magnoliopsida; Fabales; Fabaceae.